This is a messenger RNA of Trichoderma harzianum CBS 226.95, 2820 nucleotides long. RefSeq lists its product as hypothetical. The transcript has 2 exons. Bases 1 to 2820 code for a protein of 939 amino acids. Lineage: Eukaryota; Fungi; Ascomycota; Sordariomycetes; Hypocreales; Hypocreaceae. The record is from RefSeq and is a predicted model, not a curated record.
AUGCAGAUCAAUAACUUCUAUGUCUUGUACAAGCAAGACACCAGACUCUUAUUGUACUGGCUCGUCAAGACUUCAAACGGCAUCAUUCAGUCUCAAGAUGCCGCCGAGAAUGAGACACCACUGGAAAAUUUUACAGGUCAGGUCCCCGUCGCGGAUCUCGUCUCUAUGGCGGAGAUUAUUGCGAAACACGAUGUCGAAAUACCAUCUAUGAUAUUUAGUUUGUUUCAGUCCGUGAUCGAGUUGCGGUCCAUCUACCACUCUCAGUUUCAGCAGCUUGCAUCCGUACACCCCAACGAAGAGCUUGAAAGAAAUAACGUGACGCACAAGUAUUUCAUCGAUACUCUCACCACGGCGUUCAAUAUCCUGGGCGGUGAAGCGUGGCUAUCAUCACAUGAUCAGGAGAAGCAAGCGAAGAGCGACGAGGAAGAAGCUGGCCCCAGCAUUUUUACCACUGCCAACAAGUUUUCAGUCUUAAAUCUAGAGAGCGAUCCAGAGAGUGACGGUGCUAACCAUGAAGAGUCUGACAAAGAAAGCAGCAGUGUCGCGUCUCCUCAGCAGAAACGACGAAAACGAGCUGGCAAAGGCAAGCGAAAGAAAGUAAAUGGAAAGAAGACACGGAGAAAGUCUUCAAGAGCUACCAACGAACCCCUUGAUGAGGUGCCGCUAGAAAGCUACCGCAUCAUUGAAGACAAUGAAAUGACGGAGUAUGUCAUGGCGGUGCUUGCGUUGACGAGAGAUUGGAUUCAGCUUCGAUCAUUCCUGCAGGAUUUUUGGCAGAGAGUAGCCUACAAGAACCUGAAUACUGCAGUAGCAGCUACUACUGCCAAAAUCGCUGUGGGAAUGGUCAAGCAAUCCGAAUCUACGAUUUUUGUCGACUUUCCGGGUUACGAAUCGUUUGAGAUGGUCAUGCACACCCUCACGCAAGGGGACGUCAAGAAAGCGGAAAAGGAGUUUCGCCUUACCAUCGAGCCCCAUAAGGGGGAAGACUCGGCCAAAACAACUGAAGUCUCGCUAGAUAUCAAGGAGCUUUUCCUGAUCCAUGCAUACGAAGAUCUCGUCGACUUCAUCACGGAUUAUCAGAAGACACGAAGCGGAAAGCCGACGAAGCGGAUGCUUGCUCAGCUUGACAAGUGGCAUCCUCAUGUCAACUUGAAAGAUGUUACCAAGGAGCAGAGAAUCAAGUGGAGGCGCAGUUAUACAAUCAACUGGCUGUACGAUCUUGUCAAUGUCACUGCGUGUGCUGCUCUGUUCGGUAAGGAUGCCAAGGGAGAAGACUAUGUAUUGGACCAAGUGGACUGGUCCAACGCUGGCCCCUUGAAAUCUCAUCACCGGAUGUUUGGCUUGAUCGACUUCGCCGCAGAGGUGACGACGCUUGCGAUGCAGAAGCCCGGCACUGCCUUUAGCCACAAGAUCCCCUCUCACCUCGUCUUCUACCUUCAGUGCAUUAUGGAUGCCUGGACCAUUUCUCGCGGAUGGACAAUCAGCGGUGUAGAGGGCCAUAUCAUCAUCGAUCCUGCAAAAGGCUUUCAUCCGAGGCGUGAUUUGAAGAUAUUCCUCGGUCAAGGGGACCCGGCAGCAUCGGGCCAUGGUUUCUUCCUGGACACUGAGAAUCUCAAAUCGACGUAUCAGCGCUUCCAAACGACUGACAAGGCUUUCGAGCACACGAUGGACUGCAUUGUGGUUCUUGAGAAACUCGGUAUUGAAUUCAACGCCGCCUUGGGAAGAUGUCUACUCUUCCAACAGCUAGGGGCCGUACUGCCCUCUCGGUUCUCGGCGACAAGUUUCAAUGGCGUGUGGGAUUACUCUCCUUUUCUCUGCGGCGCCGGCCUGGCGGAAGCAAUCGAGCUCACUUAUCGAAGCAUCAUGGUUCUGUGGGAUAGAAUGCGAGAACCGAUGCUGGUCCUUCAUCUGCACAACAUGCUAGUGCAAAAGGGAUACCUCACACGACCUAUAUCUGUGUACAAUCGGUUGGACGAUGUGUUUUCCGAAAGCUUCUACUAUAGAGGAGUGCGCCCCAAGGAUAAAUUUGUCGAAAAUUUUCAAGCCCACGUUCACAAGAUGGUGACUCGCAAGGAAUUUCUUCAGGAUCGGGCAAAUCGGCGAGCAACAUCCACAAUUACCAGCGCCCGCGAGUUUCUAGGCCUGGUUGUUCUUCGCCUUUUCAAGCAGAAGUCGACUUUGCUUCUCUAUCAAGAGGCAGAUUGGGAUCCAUCACGCAUCCCGGACUGCGAUAUUGAGCCGUGGUCUGCUCUGGGUAUGAUUCGGCUCAACCAAACGAGACGCUUUCGCAACUCAGCAUCGUGUCCUUGGACGUUGGAGAAAACGGAAUUAGUCAAGCGAGCUCAUUUCGCGGGUAUGGAUGAGCUCUUCUCACGCAAUAAUGAAGAAAUCCGAGAUAGUGAAUUCAUGGCUGAAAUGGUCCUGAGCAUGCUUUGGAAUGACAUCCACGGCGACCUCUGCGGUGGGCUUCGACCCCUCUCGAGCCUCAACUAUCUAUGGAUCACAAUACGAUUUCUGCAGUAUUUCGAAGAGCUCGAGAAGGAGGCUGAAACCAGCGGCAGCGCCAUGAUUAGGGCGUUGUAUAGUACCAAAGAACCCCGUGAGGACCUGGCCGCCUUUCAAGGAGAUAAAAGACUGCUUGUUUCGUUGCGUGCUCUCGAUGGCAAGGACGACGAACUCCUGAAGACGAUGGCAAAGACAUUUGAGAAAUGUGGAGGAACUCUGGCGAAUUUCAUGUAUUGGCCUGAAGAGGCCAUGAAGGCGAUUGCGUUCAAUGAACCGGUGAUAAGGGCUAGAGGCCAUGACUGCUGUGUGAUGUAG